UUUGGUUCAUUUAAAAAGAAAUAAAUAUAUUUUUGGGGGGGGGUGUUGUAAAAUGAAGCACUUGCAGUUCGUGCUUGUGCUGGCCAUCGCUGUCAAUGUUUGGGAGUGCGGCGACGCUAAAUUCGGAGCCGAACGCGGCGGCGAACUGAGCGCCAGGCGGCGACGCUGCUACGACGGCAGCCUGCCCAAACGUCUCAAGAAACGGGAGAGGAAAGUGCUGCUGGACGGGGGCGGCUCCACGACCACUUCCACCACUACCGCCGCCGCCGGUGAAGUUUGCCACCGGCUCUAUCCGCGAGUGUCCUGCUGUCCCACCCGGAGAGCCGCGUAUCAGAUUGCGCACCGUAUGGAUGCACGGAUCUUCUCCACCAACAACACGGAAUGCGGCCGUCUGCUGGAGGAGAUCAAAUGCGCGCGCUGCUCCCCCAACGCGCAGGUGCUGUUCCACCCGUCGGAUCCAGGCAGGUUGCCACACAGGGAGCCCGACCUGCCGCAGCUCUGCCAGGACUUCUGCCGAGAGUUCUACUACACCUGCCGGGGACACGUACCGGAAUUGUUCCAGGCCGACGUGGACGAGUUCUGCCAAUACUACGGCAGACGAGAUGCGGGCCUUUGCUUUCCAGAUUUUCAACGAAAGCAAGCGCAGGGCCAAGAUUCCAACUACUUGGGAGAUGAGAAAAUGGAAGAUAUCAGCAGGAAACACAAACACAACUGCUACUGUGCCCAGGAGGUGUUGAGUGGUCUACGGCAGCCGGUAGCCGUGGUGCACUGCGGCGACGGAUCUCAGCGACUCUUUGUCCUGGAGCGGGAGGGAUUUGUGCGGAUCCUCGGCCACGACCUGCAGCUGCUCAAGGAGCCCUUCCUAGACAUCCAUAAGCUGGUGCAGAGCGGCCUGAAGGGCGGAGAUGAAAGGGGCCUGCUAAGCCUGGCAUUCCAUCCCAAUUAUAAGAAGAAUGGCAAGCUCUACGUCUCUUACACCACCAACCAGGAGCGCUGGGCCAUCGGCCCGCACGACCACAUUCUCCGCGUGGUCGAGUACACCGUGUCCAGAAAGAACCCCAACCAGGUGGACGCACGCACCCUCCGGGUACUGAUGGAAGUCGCCGAGCUGCACCGGAAACAUUUGGGCGGGCAGCUUCUCUUCAGCCCCGACGGUCUGCUGCACAUUGUUUUAGGCGACGGCAUGAUCACCUUGGACGACAUGGAGGAGAUGGACGGACUCAGUGAUUUCACAGGGUCUGUGCUACGAGUGGACGUGGACACUGAUGAAUGCGCAUCUCCAUAUUCUAUACCGGGGGACAACCCAUACUUCAACAGUACCAACCAGCCGCCGGAAAUAUUCGCGCAAGGUUUACACGAUCCGGGCAGGUGCAGCAUGGAUCGGCUCCAGACGGAAAACGGGAGCCUCCUUUUCCUCUGUACGGACGCCAGCGGCAGAAACUCCACCACGGGGAGAAUUUUGGAGAUUUACAAGGGGAAAGAUUACGAGAACGAACCUUCCGUCUACGACCUGCAGUCCAUCGGAGGAGCGCCGCCGGUUGGCGGUUUCAUCUACAGAGGUUGCCAGUCCAGGCGAUUAUAUGGCAGUUACGUGUUUGGAGAUAAGCUCGGGAACCUGCGGAUUCUCCAGAAGUCGUCGAUAACACCAUCGGCGGCGAGCGAGCAGUGGCAAGAGAAACCGCUUUGUUUGGGCUCGACCGGGUCCUGCGGCUCCACGUUAAUCGGACACAUACUGGGAUUCGGAGAAGAUGAACUGGGUGAAGGAUACAUACUGGCGAGCAGUAAAAGCAUGGCACAGUCACACAGCGGGAAACUCUACAAGUUGGUGGACCCCAAAAGGCCCCUGGUGCCCAAGGAGUGCCAGCGUCAGGUGGAGCCCCCCGAGCUGCUGAUGACAGCUUGUUCCAGACACUGCAAGAACGGACACUGCACGCCCACCGGCAAGUGCUGCUGCAGCCCCGGCUGGGAGGGGCCGCUCUGCCGUAUCGCUAAGUGCGAUCCAGCCUGCCGCAACGGAGGCGUGUGCAUGGAGCCCAACAAGUGCCUGUGCAAAAGCGGCUACUCGGGCAACCAGUGCGAGCAGAGCGAACAAGGCAUGCCCAAUGACCAGGAAAAAGACGGCCUCCUGGACCACAUCAUCGACAUGACCUCGUACCUCCUCGACCUCACCGGCUAUAUCGUAUAAACGGCGGACCGCUCGGUCCUCCCCCCUAAAUCUACCUAGACUCCCAUGAGGUAUCCUUCUUUUUAUUACAGCUGCCUUUCACCGGACGUUACGAAUCCGCACUGGACGAUAAGACUCGCUCACGGAAAAAGCGCUGUCAAGACAUUUCUAAAACAAAACGCCGCCGUGACAGAGCGACUGUUGAUUUUUACGGUGGUGACUUUCAUACACGAGACACUUGGACAUUUUCAACGCGGGAUGAAGAAGAGACACCGGAUUGCGAAAGCUCUGCAUUUUCUUUACGAAACUUUUCGAAAACCAUCUUUGCACACACGCACUCGUGCCAACCAGCUAAUGCUAGCCCCUUUCACGCGGACACCCGGCGGGAAAACAAACGAGCCGGAUUGAUAUGUUGAUUGGUUUUUGCUCGAAACGAUUCAUAUGCCUGAAAUGUUUCAGCAACAAAAAACGCUCAGAAACAUUAACAUUGUUUUGUAUUUUUUAUCGUUUGGUGUGAAAUGGAACUAAUUUUAUGGAAUGUGUACAUGAUAUCGUAUUAAAUCCAUAUAAUCGUCGCACGCUAACUCAUUCACUGCCAUUGACGGUAACUUCAUGAAGCAGACUUGCUCUUAAAAAAAGAAGAAAAAAAUUAAAAAAGACCAAAAUAGCAUUUUAGUAAUUACGUAGUUAUUACAUAGUUAUUACAUAUAGUUAUUAUACAUAUAUAUACAAUGAGUUAUUAUAGAGCAAGUUACUAUUUAUGGUAAUUGAGGUUUUUUUGUUUUUUGUUUUCCUUUUUGUGGGGGGGGGCAAUUAGGACAUUUAACCCUUUAUAAAGCAAGUGAUUAGUGUGACUAUUUUCAGUCAUUAAAAACUAAAUAUUAGCAAAAAUACAUUAAUUGUUUUGUGUUUGUAUUUGUAUAUUUUAUGAAUAUGAAUAAAUAUAAAUGGGGUAAAUGAAUUGGGUUUUUAGAAUAAUUGAAUUAAAAAAAUGAAGUAACAGAGGGUACAAAACACCUUUCAUCAACUUCUUUUGAUGUUUUGAAUAUAAAACAUUUUUUUAAAUGAGGUGCCAUUUGGAUAUAACAGAGUGAACACUAACAGAGGGGACAAAACACCUUUCGUCAACCAUUUUGAUGUUUUCAAUAUAAAAUAAAAAAAUGUAACAUUUUUUUAAUAGGGUGCCGUUUGGACCGAACACAGUGGAGACUAACAGAGGGGACAAAACACCUUUCAUCAACUUUUUUGAUGUUUUGAAUAUAAAAUAAAAAAUUUAACAUUUUUUUAAUAGGGUGCCAUUUGGGACGUAACAGAGUGGACACGAACAGAGGGGACAAAACAACUUUCAUCAACAUUUUUUUUGGGGGGGGGGGUGUUUUGAAUAUAAAAUAAAAAUGUAAACAUUUUUUAAUAAGGUGCCAUUUGGACCCAACAGAGUGGACAAAACACACUUCGUAAACUUUUUUUUUUUUUUUUUUAAAUUAAAUAUGGUGCCAUUUGGACGUAACCCAGUGGACACUAACAGAGGGGACAAAACACUUUUUAUCAACUUUUUUAAAUGUUUUGAAUAUAAAAUAAAAAUGUAAGCAUUUUUUUUUUAAAUAGGGACACUUUUUUUCACGUAUUGAACAUAAAACCAAAAUUUAAACAUUUUUAUUUAAAUAUGGUGCCAUUUGGAUGUAACCAAGUGGACACAAAGAGAGUGGACAAAACACAUUUCAUCAACUUUUUUUUGAUGUUUUGAAUAAAAAAUUAAAAUUUAAGCAUUUUUUUCAAUAGUGUGCCAUUUGGACGUAACAGAAUUGACAAAACACACUUCGUCAACUUUUUUUGAUGUUUUGAAUAUUAAAAAUGUAAACUUUUUUUUUUUUUUUUUUUAAAUAUGGUGCCAUUUGGAUGUAAUCCAGUGGACACUAACAGAGGGGACAAAACACUUUUUAUCAACUUUUUUUUAAUGUUUUGAAUAUAAAAUAAAAAUGUAAGCUUUUUUUUUUUUUUUUUAAUAGGGUGCAAUUUGGACGUAACGGAGUGGACACUAACAGAAGGGACAACAACUAUCAUUAACUUCUUUUGAUGGUUUGAACAUAAAAUAAAAAUUUCAACAUUUUUUUUUAAAUGGGGUGCGAUUUAGACGUAACAGUGGACACUAACAGAGGGGACAAAACACCUUUCAUCAACUUUUUUGAUUUUGUGACUACAAAAUACAAAUUGAAACAUUUUUUAAUAGGGUGCCAUUUGGACAUAACAGAGUGGACAAGACACCAUCACCUUUUUGUUAUGUUUGGAAAUAAAAUUGAAGCAUUUUUUUAAAGAGACGUAACUGAGGGGACACUAACAGAGGGUACAAAUCACCCUUAUUAAUCAACUUUUUUUAUUUUAUGAAAAAAUUUAAAAGAGUGCCAUUUGGACGUAACAGAGUGGACAAAACACCUUUCAUCAACACAUACCGUAAAAGAAAAAUUUAAACAUUUUUUAUAGGGUGCCAUCUGAAUAUAUUAAUAGCAUAGCAAAAUGCCUUUAUCAUUUUUUUUUUAAAUGUUUUGAAUACAAAACAAAAAUUUAAACAUUUCUUAAUAGGAUGCCAUUUAAACAAAACAGAGGGGACAAAACACCUACAUCAACUUUUUUUUGAUGUUUUGAAUAUAAAAUAAAAAUGUAAACAUUUUUUUUUAAUGGGGUACAAUUUAGACGUAACAGAGUGGACACUAACAGAGGGGACAAAACACCUUUCAUCACCUUUUUUGAUUUUUUGAAUACAAAAUAAAAAUGUAAACAUUUUUUAAUAGGGUGCCAUUUGGACAUAACAGAGUGGACAAAACACCAUCACCUUUUUGUUAUGUUUGGAACAUAAAACAAAAUUGAAACAUUUAUUUAAUAGGGCACCAUUUGGACAUAACUGAGGGGACACUAACAGAGGGUACACACCCUUAUUAAUGAACUUUUUUUAUUUUAUGAAAAAAUUAAAAAGAGUGCCAUUUGGACGUAACAGAGUGGACAAAACACCUUUCAUCAACACAUACCGUAAAACAAAAAUUUAAACAUGUUUAAAUAGGAUGCCAUUUAAACAAAACAAAGUGGACACUAACAGAGGGGACAAAACACAUACAUCAACUUUUUUUUAAUGUUUUGAACAUAAAACCAAAAUUUAAACAUUUUUUAAAAUAGUUGUGCCAUUCGGACGUAACAGAGUGGACACUAAGAGAGGGGACAAAACACCUUUCAUCAAUGUUUUGUUCAAUUUUUGUUUUGAAUAUAAAACCAACAUUUAAACAGAUUGGACAUUAACUGAGGGGACAUUUUGUGCUAACUACAUUUGAAAAUAAAAAUAAUUAAAAUCCAUUAAGAAAUGAAUUUAGGAGUCUGUACCCUUAAAUUUAUAAUUGAUAAUAUACACAAACAAACAAAAAAAGUUGAGUAUUUGUCCAACUUUAGUGAAAAUACAGCUCCAUUCAUACCAGGGACAUAAGUGGCACCGUAUAAAAUCAGUAAUAAAACGAAGUACUUACCCAUUGUUCAUCGAAAAAUAUGAAUGCAAACAUUUCUGAUGUAAAACCGUUAAGAAUGAAAUAAAAAAUACAAACAAUCGAAACAAUUUUGCGGAUGGUGUAAAAGGGGCUAGCGGACAACCAAACCACAAAGGGACGAAUAUAUAUUAUACAUAUAUAUAUAUAUAUAUAUAUAUAUAUUCUCUUAUAUAGUGCUUACACACUACUACUUAGCAUUGCAAAAAAUAAAUAAAAAAAAUAAAAAACAUAGCAUAAUUGUGUCGUACGUAGCAUAAUCUUGUUGCAACAGAGUGUUUUUAUAUUUUUCUAAUUGGAAUAAUAUAUGGGAGAAGAAAAUCCAUUGGUUUUUGUCCACUCGCAACUUCAUUUUUCAAUAAUCCGCAUCCGUUAGCAUGUUAGCAUGACUAAGCUAACGCGCUAGCGUUUUCGCUUUCAUUUUGCCUGUCGCAAAAGUCCAAAAAGGUGGAAUUUCAAUGCAGUAAAAUCGAGAAGAAAGACAAAAAAACUCUUUUUCUUGUUGUUGUUUUUUUUUUGUUUUUUUUUUUGUUAGCACUUAAUGUGAACGUUGUUGCAUUGUAGCUGCUCAGACGGCAUGGUGUGAAUAGAAUAACCAUUUUCAUUAUUUAAGUAGUUACACAAAAAAUGCGAUUAUUAUUUAAGUAUGUCAUUGUACUGUGUGUGUGCCUUUUUUUUUCUUUUCUUUUUUUUAUUCGUGUAUUGUAAAUACAACUUAGGGAUGAUAACGUUAUCUUCAGAAAUAUCAAUAUGUCUAUUAAAAUUUAUAGCAUGUCCAAAACGGGGGUGUUUGCUG
Messenger RNA from Corythoichthys intestinalis (scribbled pipefish), 6481 nucleotides. It is a transcript of the gene hhip, whose product is annotated as hedgehog interacting protein. The record is from RefSeq and is a predicted model, not a curated record. Bases 53 to 2185 code for a protein of 710 amino acids. Lineage: Eukaryota; Metazoa; Chordata; Actinopteri; Syngnathiformes; Syngnathidae. The transcript is spliced from 13 exons.